This is a messenger RNA of Anopheles moucheti, 1491 nucleotides long. Its product is annotated as GATA zinc finger domain-containing protein 1-like. Gene Ontology annotation, cellular component: nucleus. The transcript is spliced from 2 exons. The record is from RefSeq and is a predicted model, not a curated record. Gene Ontology annotation, biological process: chromatin organization. The coding region runs from base 195 to 1055 and encodes 286 amino acids. NCBI's taxonomy places the organism in Eukaryota, Metazoa, Arthropoda, Insecta, Diptera, Culicidae.
ACAUAACCACGCAGCCAGCAAGCAAUUCAGAUAGAGAUCGUCUUGGAGUAUCGUAUAAAACGGUACCGACUUCCUCAGUAAACACAAAACCCCAUAGUUACUUCACUGUGAAAUGUUCAAUCAUUCGAAAUAGUUGAUAUUAAAGGCAUUAAAGGCCGUACAGCGGCCCAACUCCAAUCAAGAACAACACAGCAAUGGCACCGAAGAAUAAAAAGUGCUCUAUUUGCGGUUCGAGCGUCACCACAAAAUGGAUAACACUCGAUCGAAGGCGUUUAUGCAGCGAUUGCUACGACAUCCAAUGCAAUCCACCAUUGGAACCAAAGCAGGAUCUAGAAACAGAUGCUCCCGGACCGAGCGGUCUUGGUCCGGGUCCGAGCGGUCUCGGUCCGGGUCCGAGCGGUCUCGGUCCGGGACCGAGCGGCUACAAGAGUGAAACAUUCAUUUCAUCUGUGUCGGUAUCGAGCGAUCCGGCCGAUGAUGCUGUUUUUGCGAAACCUACCCUAUUACCCAAGCCAAGCAAGGUUGGCAAACGUGUCGAAACGCAGCCGGCUCGCAGCAACCCGAAAAAACCUCUCCGCAAUAAACCGAAAAAGACGGGAAUGAAGCUUAAGUUUACCGAUGAAACAACACGCCCGAAAUCGGUUCCUAAGUUAUUCCAUGAGAAUUUCUGGUAUGAGGUAGGUGACAUUGUGUCGCUGGUCGAUAUGAAGGACAACACGUAUUACGCACAGAUACGAGGGCUGGUUGUGGACGUGUUUAAUGAGAAGAGUGCCGUACUGACGUGGUUGGUUCCAACCAUUGAGAGUCCGCCUCCGAACGAAGGUUUUGAUCCUGGCACGUAUCAUAUCGGCCCGGAUGAGGAUGAAUUGCGUGAUUUGAGCCAGAUGAGGUUCGUUAUGCACGCACCGAACGGGUACUAUUUCAACCGCCAUCAUCCGUUCCCCCGACCGAACGUGUACGGGCCGAUUACCAGGGAUGGCCGAUCGACUGCGGUACCGGAGUACGAGUGGACGAACAUUUGCCAUCUCCACUACGGUGAACAUUCGAAACGCUGAGAUAGACAAAAUAUCGCAAGUUCAAAUUCUGAAGUGGUACCAUACCAUCUUCGUUAGGUGUACGCUGUUAGAACUUACAGGAUAGUACCGUAAUAUUGUUAAAAUUGUGAAAUAGAACUGAUUGAAUUACUGAACUGAACUUGAUGUAUUAUCUCAAUACAUUCGUAUUGAACGCCGUACUGAUUUCUAUCGGCAUUACCUUAGCCAUUACUGAACGGUUUAUAUUUCGCCAAAGGAAACAUUUUCCAUGCCUAUCUUUUAACCCUGUCAUUGGCAGCCAAUAAAAAAGCACCCUAUUCCUGACAACCGGACUACACGGGUAGUCAGAAAUUUUGUAGAGGCUUGAAGACGUAAUCCAAUAUCGAUGCAAUGUAUAGAUGAAAAUUAAUUUAACUCUUCUAGUUUACACUGCUAUUAAUAAGUCGCAUUAACUCAA